This is a messenger RNA of Olea europaea var. sylvestris, 1046 nucleotides long. RefSeq names its product probable aquaporin TIP1-2. The coding region runs from base 132 to 890 and encodes 252 amino acids. The transcript has 3 exons. Gene Ontology annotation, molecular function: water channel activity. The record is from RefSeq and is a predicted model, not a curated record. Gene Ontology annotation, cellular component: membrane. Gene Ontology annotation, biological process: water transport; transmembrane transport. NCBI's taxonomy places the organism in Eukaryota, Viridiplantae, Streptophyta, Magnoliopsida, Lamiales, Oleaceae.
GUGAUGUCUUAGUCCACUAUACAUAGCUGCUGUUGUUAAAUGAGACCAGUGUAAUAAGCUAAACAAAGAGGUAAAGGCGGGCAGCUUAUUGGCUUUCUUUUGAGUUUUUAAGGUUAAAAUUUUGAAGAAAAAUGCCGAUUUCGAGAAUAGCUGUCGGAUCUCUGGCCGAGGCUAGUCAGCCGGAAGCCCUCAAGGCCACCCUGGCCGAGUUCAUUUCGAUGUUGAUUUUUGUUUUUGCUGGUGAAGGUUCUGGCAUGGCUUUCGCAAAGCUUACAAACAAUGGAUCGACCACGCCAACUGGCCUAAUUGCUGAGGCGAUAGCGCACGCUUUUGCACUUUUCGUGGCGGUUUCGGUCGGUGCUAACAUCUCUGGCGGCCACGUAAACCCUGCUGUCACCUUUGGUGCCUUUGUUGGUGGUCACAUCACAUUGAUUAGGAGCAUCCUGUACUGGAUAGCCCAAUUACUUGGAUCUGUUGUUGCAUGCUUGCUUCUUAGGUUAGCCACAGGCGGACUCGAAACAUCAGCUUUUGCACUUUCAUCUGGAGUGACAGUUUGGAAUGCAGUUGUUUUUGAGAUAGUGAUGACCUUUGGACUCGUUUACACAGUUUAUGCUACUGCAGUGGAUCCAAAGAGGGGUAACUUAGGGAUCAUUGCCCCCAUUGCCAUUGGCUUCAUUGUAGGUGCUAACAUCUUAGCCGGUGGUGCCUUCGAUGGUGCAUCCAUGAACCCCGCCGUGUCUUUUGGCCCUGCUGUGGUCAGCUGGACAUGGGACAACCACUGGGUAUUCUGGCUCGGCCCAUUUGUCGGUGCUGGAAUUGCUGCUCUGAUCUAUGACAUCUUGUUCAUUAACCAAAGCCAUGAACAACUCCGUACUAGUGCAGAAUACUAAGAAUCCAUCUCUGCUUUCAUCAAGUAUUAGGAACUAUGUGCAAUGUUUGUUUUCAUUUUCUAAUGCCCAUUUAAAGCCUCGGGCUUUUAAUUGAUGUUAUCGUUUGUCUUGCUUCUUUGGAAUUCAAGUUUUCUUAUUUGAUGUUCUCCAAUAUCA